CUUUCCGCAUCCAUCAAACAGCGUAUUUUACAGUCUCGAAAUCUGGGUUAGGGUUUCUCAUUUUACUCCCGCCCCCAAAUCGAAUCCUGUAACCUAAAACUAUUCUUUCUCCUUUUUUCUCUGCCUUUGACUUUCUCUCUAUCACUGCCGAUGGCAACCAAAACCCCGACGACAACAACGCAGCAGCAAGGCGCCGCCGCAGGAAACAAGCCGGGGCUGCGCAAGCCUGUCUUCGUCAAAGUUGACGCUUUGAAGCCCGGUACAAAUGGCCACACCCUCGUAGUAAAAGUAGUGAAUUCUAACACCGUUCUCAACAAGAAGCCUCGUAACCCGACUUUUCGUGGGCCUCAAAACCAGAAUACGAGAAUCGCUGAAUGCCUCGUCGGCGAUGAAACCGGAACUAUCCUCUUCACUGCUCGCAACGAGCAAGUUGAGUUAAUGAAGCCAGGUAACACUGUGAUACUUCGAAAUGCGAAAAUUGACAUGUUCAAGGGGUCUAUGAGGCUAGCUGUGGAUAAGUGGGGCCGCAUUGAGGUUGCUGAACCUGCAAAAUUUGUGGUCAAAGAGGAUAACAAUUUGUCGCUAGUAGAAUACGAGCUGGUUAAUGUUGUUGAGGAAUCUUGAAUCUGCAUGAAUUUGUCAAUGUCAUUGGAGUUCGAUUUUUCUUUGGCUAUUGGGUUCUGCUAUACUGAUUUCUCUGAUUAGUUUGUUUUUUCUUUUUAAUUUAAGUAAUUAACAUGUGAUAGGACUGAUCUAAUUUUGGCCUUAAUGGUUCGUGUGUAAAACAGAUUGCUUCUUGAAUGUGAAAAAGUAAAAUUUUUGAGGUA
Sesamum indicum (sesame) is the source of this 827-nucleotide messenger RNA. RefSeq lists its product as uncharacterized. Lineage: Eukaryota; Viridiplantae; Streptophyta; Magnoliopsida; Lamiales; Pedaliaceae. The record is from RefSeq and is a predicted model, not a curated record.